Molecule: messenger RNA, 2743 nt
Organism: Selaginella moellendorffii
Lineage: Eukaryota; Viridiplantae; Streptophyta; Lycopodiopsida; Selaginellales; Selaginellaceae
Product: beta-galactosidase 8
Exons: 18
Coding region: 25-2640 (871 amino acids)
Biological process (GO): carbohydrate metabolic process
Cellular component (GO): vacuole; cell wall
Molecular function (GO): beta-galactosidase activity; carbohydrate binding
Source: RefSeq, a predicted model, not a curated record
UACCCUUUCUAAAGGGGACCGGCCAUGGCCAGAUUCCUGCUGCUCCUCCUCGCGUUGCUGCUGCUCUUGGCGGGGGGCAGCGCCACCAACAUCUCUUACGACCACAGAGCUAUCAUCAUCGGCGGGCAGCGCAGGAUUCUCAUCUCCGGAUGCCUUCACUACCCCCGCGCUUCUCCCCAGAUGUGGCCGGCCCUGAUCCGCAACGCCAAGGAGGGCGGCCUCGACAUGAUCGACACGUACGUCUUCUGGGAUGGUCAUGAGCCCUCGCCCGGAAUCUAUAAUUUCCAAGGCCGCUACGAUCUCAUCCGCUUCCUCAAGCUGGUGCACCAAGCUGGCCUCUACGUCAACCUCAGAAUCGGACCUUAUGUCUGUGCGGAAUGGAACUUCGGCGGCUUCCCGGCUUGGCUGCUGAAAUUGCCUGGCAUUCAGUUUAGAACACAUAAUAGAGCUUUCGAGGACAAGAUGGAGGAGUUUGUGAGGAAGAUUGUGGACAUGGUGAAAUCGGAGCAACUGUUUGCAUCCCAGGGCGGUCCAGUUCUAUUCUCUCAGAUUGAGAAUGAAUAUGGGAAUGUUCAAGGGUCUUAUGGAACCAAUGGAAAGACUUAUAUGCUUUGGGCGGCACGAAUGGCCAAAGACUUAGAAACAGGUGUUCCCUGGAUAAUGUGCAAGCAGCCCGAUGCUCCGGAUUACAUUAUAAACACAUGCAACGGGUAUUAUUGUGAUGGCUGGAAGCCGAACUCCAGAGACAAGCCAGCAAUGUGGACGGAAAACUGGAGUGGCUGGUAUCAAUUAUGGGGCGAGGCUGCUCCCUAUAGAACUGUUGAAGAUGUGGCCUUUGCGGUGGCCCGUUUCUUCCAGAGAGGAGGUGUUGCUCAAAACUACUAUAUGUACUUCGGAGGUACUAACUUUGGUCGAACAUCUGGAGGCCCCUUCAUUACCACUAGUUACGACUACGAUGCGCCACUUGAUGAGUUUGGUACAUGCAUGCCUACUACUCGUCGAGGAAAUGCUUACUUCUUAUUCCUUACAGGAAUGCUUAGACAGCCAAAGUGGGGUCACCUAAAGGAGUUACAUGCGGCCCUUAAGCUUUGUGAGACUGCAUUGACCUCUAAUGAUCCACUCUAUUACACCUUGGGCCGCAUGCAGGAGGCUCACGUCUACUCGGAUGGCAGCCUUGAAGCAAAUUUCUCAAACUUAGCCACCCCGUGCGCAGCAUUCUUGGCCAACAUUGACACCUCCAGUGCCUCUGUCAAGUUUGGUGGAAAUGUUUAUAAUUUGCCUCCAUGGUCUGUCAGUAUUCUUCCCGACUGUCGCAACGUGGUGUUCAACACUGCGCAGGUUUCAGCUCAAACGUCUGUAACGAAAAUGGUAGCUGUGCAGAAACCUUCUUUAAUUGAAGAGGUAUCUGGCUCAUAUACUCCUGGAUUGGUCGAGCAACUGGCUUGGGAAUGGUUUCAAGAGCCUGUCGGAGGUUCUGGAAUCAACAAGAUUCUCGCUCAUGCAUUGCUUGAGCAAAUAAGUACGACAAAUGACUCUACAGAUUACUUGUGGUACUCUACGAGGUUUGAAAUCUCGGAUCAGGAGCUAAAGGGAGGAGAUCCUGUUCUUGUAAUCACGAGCAUGCGGGAUAUGGUACACAUUUUUGUCAACGGAGAGUUUGCAGGGAGCACCAGUACCCUGAAAUCGGGUGGACUAUAUGCAAGAGUCCAACAGCCUAUUCAUUUGAAAGCAGGAGUUAAUCAUCUGGCGAUUCUCAGUGCAACUGUGGGCUUACAGAACUACGGCGCUCACUUGGAAACCCACGGAGCAGGCAUCACCGGGUCUGUUUGGAUACAAGGGCUUUCAACGGGGACACGUAACUUGACUUCAGCACUGUGGCUACAUCAGGUUGGUCUAAACGGAGAGCAUGAUGCGAUUACAUGGUCCUCGACAACCUCAUUACCUUUUUUUCAGCCUUUGGUGUGGUACAAGGCAAACUUCAACAUACCCGACGGUGAUGAUCCUGUUGCCAUCCAUCUGGGUAGCAUGGGCAAAGGCCAAGCUUGGGUGAAUGGACACAGCCUGGGCAGGUUCUGGCCCGCCAUCACUGCCCCCUCGACCGGGUGUUCAGACAGAUGUGAUUACCGUGGAACAUAUUAUAGCUCAAAAUGCCUUUCUGGCUGUGGACUUCCAUCGCAAGAGUGGUAUCACGUUCCACGAGAGUGGCUGGUAAACGAGAAGAAUACACUGGUUUUACUGGAAGAGAUUGGAGGGAACGUUAGCGGUGUCUCAUUUGCAUCAAGAGUAGUCGACAGAGUGUGCGCUCAAGUUUCAGAGUACAGCUUGCCACCUGUUGCACAAUUCUCAUCUCUGCCAGAGCUCGGGCUAAGCUGCUCUCCAGGCCAAUUCAUUUCCUCCAUUUUCUUCGCCAGCUUUGGAAAUCCGAAGGGUCGAUGUGGGGCCUUCCAGAAAGGGAGCUGCCACGCUUUGGAAUCUGAAACCAUUGUGGAGAAGGCUUGCAUUGGUAGACAGAGCUGUUCCUUUGAGAUAUUCUGGAAGAAUUUUGGAACAGAUCCUUGUCCAGGGAAAGCAAAAACUUUAGCUGUGGAGGCAGCCUGUACUGAAGCUGUAGAUUCCGCACCUACACUUGUACGUACGUGAUACCAUUUCUUGUAUGAUGUUCUCGAUCGAGAGAGCCUGCUACCACUUAAAAGUUCAAACGAAGCAAGCAAAUUGGUGCUUGCGCCAGUUUAUUGGAGAUGUU